Messenger RNA from Anthonomus grandis grandis, 1633 nucleotides. Its product is annotated as peptidyl-prolyl cis-trans isomerase sig-7. The transcript has 4 exons. Gene Ontology annotation, biological process: protein peptidyl-prolyl isomerization. Gene Ontology annotation, cellular component: nucleus. Lineage: Eukaryota; Metazoa; Arthropoda; Insecta; Coleoptera; Curculionidae. The record is from RefSeq and is a predicted model, not a curated record. Gene Ontology annotation, molecular function: RNA binding; peptidyl-prolyl cis-trans isomerase activity. Bases 207 to 1547 code for a protein of 446 amino acids.
UGACCUACAGCGCCGAGGUGGCUACUGCGCGAACCCAGUUAUCGUUCAAUUUUGCGUACGUAUUUGGGAAUCGCGCAGAUCAGUCUGCUUACGUCCAGUCUCCUUGGAUCGGCCCCACACUUUUUAUUUUUACAGAACAGUUAAAAACGUAAAAUUCUGAAGGCCCAAGACUUAUUUAACACUGUGUACACACCCUUCACACCAAUAUGUCUGUUGUAAUAGAAACAACAUUAGGAGAUAUAACAGUAGACUUGUAUCUCGAGCAGCAACCUAGUGCAUGCCUCAACUUUUUAAAGCUUUGCAAAAUGAAAUAUUACAAUUAUAACUUAUUCCAUACAAUUACUAGAGGUUUUAUUGCACAAACUGGUGAUCCCACUGGUUCUUCAACAGGGGGAGAAUCUAUUUAUGGAAUUCUUCAGGGUCCCACAAGAAGGUUUUUUAAAGCUGAACGUGAGCCCAAGAUCAAACAUACCAAACCUGGACUUCUUUCGUUCGUUGGAGGAAAAGACAAGAUGGUUGGCUCCCAGUUUUUUUUCACCUUAGGUGAAAAUUUAUCGUACUUGGAUGAAAAUCACUGUGUAUUUGGUGAGGUGAUGGAAGGGUUUGACGUAUUAGAAGCCAUUAAUGAAGUAAUUUGUGAUAAUAAUGACAGGCCUUAUCAGGAUGUAAGAAUUACACAUACGGUGGUUUUGGAUGACCCGUUUCCCAAUCCGGAUAGAUUUAAUGCGCCCUCAAGAUCACCAUCUCCUAGCGCUGAACGGUUGGCUGGAGGUAGAAUUGCUCCUGAUGAAGAAAUUGAUGAGACUUCAGGUAGAACAGCAACCGAAAUUGCCGAGAUGCAAGCUGAACGUGAAGCGAAAGCUCGAGCGACCAUUUUGGAAAUGGUCGGAGAUCUUCCCGAUGCCGACAUGGCCCCGCCCGAAAAUGUUCUUUUCGUCUGCAAACUGAAUCCGGUCACCACAGAUGAUGAUCUUGAAAUCAUUUUUAGUCGAUUCGGUGAGAUUCGCUCGUGCGAGGUGAUUCGCGAUAAAAAGUCCGGAGAUUCCCUUCAAUACGCCUUCAUCGAAUUUAAAGACCAAAAAGCCUGUGAAGACGCUUAUUUUAAGAUGUCCAAUGUGCUUAUCGAUGACCGACGGAUACACGUAGACUUCAGUCAAAGUGUUAGUAAAGUUAAGUGGCUGGGAAAGGGAAAAGGUGUGGCUUAUUUAAACAAAAAGGGGGAAAAGCAAGGAAGAGACAUAGGAAAUGGUGAUUUUAUUGAUAAACAGAAAAAGGGGGACAGAAGGAGUAAAGACGAAAAAACUGACAGUCAUUCCCAUGAUAGGAGAAGUAGAAGUGAAAAGUGGCCAUCCCACAGAGAUACACGGAAAACGAGUUAUUCUGAAUCUUCCAGAAGAAACAGACGGGAUUCUCCAGACAGGAAACGCAGUUUUUCACCGCGAAACGAGCGUACUGAAUCGCGAAGAAAACGGAGAGAGAGAUCGUCAGACCGUGGUUCGAGAGAAUAUCGUAAAGAAAAAAAAUCUAGUAGAUCAAGGAAUCGCUAAUUAAUUAACCCUUCGGAGACAAAUCCUCAAAAAAAGAUGUUUAAUGUCGAGAAAAAGUGACAUACAAAUUUAGUUUUACAUUGUAA